Messenger RNA from Penicillium malachiteum, 1341 nucleotides. RefSeq names its product tryptophan dimethylallyltransferase fgaPT2 (gene dmaW). Gene Ontology annotation, molecular function: transferase activity, transferring alkyl or aryl (other than methyl) groups. The transcript has 3 exons. Gene Ontology annotation, biological process: alkaloid metabolic process. The record is from RefSeq and is a predicted model, not a curated record. Lineage: Eukaryota; Fungi; Ascomycota; Eurotiomycetes; Eurotiales; Aspergillaceae. The coding region runs from base 1 to 1341 and encodes 446 amino acids.
AUGAAUUUCAAUGCUUCGACCUCCCCGGUAUACCGGGCCAUGAGCUCCUUUCUGGAUUUCCCCAAUGACGAUCAGCGCCUUUGGUGGCAAAGCGUAGCCCCGAUGUUCGCAGAUAUUCUACGAAUUACUGGCUAUGAUAUUCAUUCACAAUACCGGAUCUUAGGCAUCUGGAAAAGGGAUGUGAUUCCAUUUCUCGGGGUCUACCCGAAGCCAUCUCGCAAAAGGUGGCUUAGCAUACUUACUCGGUAUGGUACGCCUUUUGAGUUGAGUCUCAACUGCUCUCACCGACUAGUGAGAUACACAUUCGAGCCUAUCAACGCUGCCACUGGAACUGCCACCGAUCCAUUCAACACUCAUGCCAUCUGGGACAGUUUGCAGACACUUAUGCCUUUGCAGCCCAACAUCGACUUGCGUUGUCUGAAACAUUACAAGGCUCACUGUACGCUCAAUGAUGAAGAGUCCGCUUUAUUAGUCGAAAAUGAAAUGGCUGGACCGCACAUAAAAACCCAGAACAAGCUGGCCCUUGACCUUGAAGCUAGUGGUUCAUUGGUAAAGGUUUAUAUUUAUCCGUCUUUAAAGUCAGUCGCAACGGGGCGAUCAAUGGAAGAUCUGGUUUUUGGAUCCAUUCAUAGUCUUUGCGAGCAGACACCUGGUCUCUCGCAUCCUCUAACCAUUUUGGAAGACUAUGUUCGCUCCCGUUCCAGUGAUGGGACUGCGUCCGUGCGGUUGCUAUCGUGCGAUCUCAUUGACCCGACAAAGUCUCGUACAAAGGUUUAUCUCUUGGAGCGGAUGGUUUCAUUGGCCGCCAUGGAAGACCUAUGGACAAUGGGUGGGCGGCGUCAAGAUCCUUGUACACUUGCCGGAUUAUGUCUAAUCCGUGAGCUCUGGGACUUGGUGCAGCCUCCCACCGGCCUCCUGUCUUAUCCUGAAGGGUACCUCGAUCUAGGCACGAGGCCGAACGAACAACUGCCACUGAUGGCUAAUUAUACUCUUCGCCCAGACGACCGUAUACCGGAGCCUCAGGUAUACUUUACCACGUUCGGAAUGAACGAUAUGUGCGUCGCGAAUGGCUUGGUGACCUUCUUUAAGCGUCGGGGUUGGACGGAAAUCGCAGAGUCUUACAUUAACUGCCUGCGCGCAUGCUACCCUCACGAAGAUCAUGACGCCCUCAACCAUGUUCAAGCGUAUAUCUCAUUCUCCUAUCGAAAGAAGACACCUUACAUGAGUGUGUAUCUUCACACUUUUGAAACAGGAGACUGGCCUAUUUUCCUGGAAUAUGCUAAGAGACCUCCAAGCACCCGGCGUGAGCUCCAGACCAAUGCACAAGACUUUGUGCCAUGA